Dissoconium aciculare CBS 342.82 is the source of this 1779-nucleotide messenger RNA. RefSeq names its product 3-dehydroquinate synthase. Gene Ontology annotation, molecular function: 3-dehydroquinate synthase activity. Gene Ontology annotation, biological process: antibiotic biosynthetic process. The coding region runs from base 1 to 1425 and encodes 474 amino acids. The record is from RefSeq and is a predicted model, not a curated record. NCBI's taxonomy places the organism in Eukaryota, Fungi, Ascomycota, Dothideomycetes, Mycosphaerellales, Dissoconiaceae. The transcript has 3 exons.
AUGUCUGAUCUCCAGGCCACCGUCGAGGAGACGCCCAAGGGCUUCCACGUUGCAGGUUACGAGAAGAUUGAAUACGACUUCACCUUCAUCGACAACAUUUUUGAUCCCAAACUCGAUGACCUCGCUGCUUGCUACCGCAAAUGGGGGCGAUGCUUGGCUGUCAUGGAUACCAACAUCUUCAACGUUUACGGCGAGUCGAUUCAGAAGUAUUUUGACCACCACGGCAUAAACCUGGCAGUACACAAAACUUUGAUCGGAGAGAAGGCAAAGAGCAUUGACACUUUCCUCUCUCUUGUCGAGUCUUUCAACAAGUUCGGCAUUUACCGAAAGGAGCCGGUCUUGGUCAUCGGUGGUGGUCUUGUCACUGACGUGGCUGGCUUCGCUUGCGCUGCAUACCGCAGAAACACCAACUUCAUCCGUAUUCCCACCACCGUCAUUGGCUUGAUUGAUGCUUCAGUCUCGAUCAAGGUCGCCGUCAACUACGGCAACUACAAGAACAGACUCGGUGCCUACCACGCUCCCAUCCACACCUUCCUCGACUUCACAUUCCUCCGAACUCUCCCCGAGGCGCAGAUCCGCAACGGCUUCGCUGAAUUGAUCAAGAUCAGUUCGUGCGCGCAUCUACCCACGUUCGACCUGCUUGACAAGUACUGCGAGGAGAUUAUCCGCACAGGAUUUGGUCGUACCGACGAUGCCUCGGCCGAGGUCAAGCAGGCUGCCGACACCAUCAACCGCGCCGGGAUCCACGAGAUGUUGAAGCUCGAAACUCCCAACCUUCAUGAGAUUGGUCUGGACCGUGUUAUUGCAUACGGCCACACCUGGUCUCCUCUUCACGAGCUUGUACCUGACGUCCCGCUCCGCCACGGCCACGCCAUUUCCAUCGACAUGGCGUACUCCGCUACACUGGCAAACAUCCGCGGCCAUCUUCCCGAUGCCGACCACAAGCGCAUCCUGAACCUCUUCUCCCGCGCCGGCUUGACUAUGGACCACCACCAAUUCGACGAAGACAUCCUCGAGAAGGCCACUCAGGCCAUCCUCAAGACCCGUGACGGCAAGCUUCGUGCCGCCGUUCCCGCGCCUCUCGGCUCAUGCGAGUUCCUCAAUGACGUCACUCAAGAGGACCUCAACGCUGCCCUGCGCAAGCACAAGGAGAUCAUGAAGAGCUACCCGCGAAAUGGAGAGGGUCUCGAAGCCUUUGUCGACGCAAGUGACACCGGAUACACCCUCAACGAGUUGAAGCCUACUGCGGGUAGCGAGGCGGCUGGUCUCAGCGAGGGCUUGAAGAAGCUCUACGUCAUCAACGACGACACCCAGACGACCGACCACAAGCCGCUCGCGGUCAACGGCGUCAAUGGCAAGAAGCACGAUUCACCACUUGACAGCCCCACCGGUCGCGUUGACGAGCACGGUCACGAGUGCUGCUGAGUGCGAAACACCUAGAUAUUUCCAAGUCUGCAAAGCUGUAGCAGGCUGCCCGAUUCUCAGAAUGAGUCUCAAAAAAUUAUUUAUUCGAUUCUGAUGACAUCAUCAUUAUUUCAUGUAUUUACACGUGAAGUUGUAGAGGCGAUUCAACCAAAAGAUCUGCCCAGGUGGUUCAUCAAUACCCAGGUAUGCUUCCUUUCAAAAACGCGAGACGCGUCGCCCGCGUGCAAUCAAUCCCCCCCACCCUUGUUUUUUUUUUUGGAAAACCUCCCAAGCUCUAGAAAGCAUCAUGGACGGCGCGUGGAGCUCGAAACACGCGGGGUCAGUCUGCAUGAAAUUUUGAUGGGAAGCGGGGCC